CCGCACCGCAGGGAGAUGUUUUGGGCGGCCUUCUGCUUGCGACAUGGCCGUAAAGCUGCCGCGAGAGGGGCGAGCGAGGCGCGAUGGCAGAGGCGGCGGCAGCAGCGGCUUCAAGUUUCUGCCCUCCCGCACAUUCUUGCAAUGAUUGGAUUGGUCCUCCUGACAGUCAGUCAAACCUCAGACCAAUAGUAUUUCAUAUUCCUAAAAAUGAAUCGCCACUGGGACGAAGACUUAGGGAAUUUAGACAGGAAACUCAAGUUUGGAACCAACAAUUCUGGGCAAGCCAGAAUGUGUCAUUCAGAAAGGGAAAAGAAGAAUUCAUUUACUCAAGACUGAAGGCUAAAGGUCUGGAAAUGAAAGGUGAAACAGGUCAAAAGGUAACAUUGAGUGCAGAAGAAAUGGCAGAUUUUUACAAGGACUUUUUAAGUAAAAAUUUUAAAAAGCAUAUGUGUUAUAACAGAGAAUGGUACAAACGUAAUUUUACUAUCACAUUCCUCAUGGGACAAGUGGCCUUUGAGAGGGCAUGGAGGAGGCUUGGCUGGAAAAAGACGAAAGUUGGAAAUUAACGCUCACCAGUCGUAUAGAAAACAACAACACAGUAAAGGCUGUUGGACUGACACACUGUCUGUGGUCACAUUCAGACUCUAGUUGCUGUGGCAGUAAUUCACUGUUUACUCUGUAUAUCGGGCCACAUGAAUGAAAAUAGCUGCUGAUCUUGACUUUGCAUUACCGUGUUGCACCAGAACAUUAAAAAGUAUGCCCAACCAAAAGCUAUAUUGGCAAUUUAUCAACAGCCUAAGGGCUGCACAUAAUUUACACACAAUGGAACAGAUUGCAGCCACCUUCAUCAUUAAUCUGGUGGUGCAGCCCAUAGAGACUAUAUGAUCCAACAUACCAUGAUUCAUCUUGUUCCACAUCCUGUAGUCUCCAUGGGCCAUAUCAGUAUAUAAAAGAUGGAAGUGGCCAUGGUCUGCACUGGCUGCAUGGGCUACAAUUUUGCCACCCUGGUAUAAUCAUCGUAGAGGUAAGUGCAGUUUGUGAUUAUACAUUGAUUAAAUUUAAACUUAGAUUUUUUAACACAUUCUUAUUUAGAGUGAUUUGAAUCCCUUUUUUAAAGUAAUACUUAAAAUAUUAUGUAGAUUUAAUACCCUUAUAAAUGACCAAAACAGCUGAAUCUUCUUGAUUGAUCUAUUCUUGUGAAAACAAACUUGUUGACUAAGUGAUGUCUCAGUUGUCAGAGCUCAGAUGAAUAAAUUUAAGAUUUUUUAGUUUUAAAGUAAAUAAAAUCUAAACAUUGUAGUUGUUUAGAGCCUGAUCACAUGGCAUGCUUGACCAAUUGCUUGGCAUCAGCAAGGGUCGCAAUCCUCAUCAGGUGGCCCAUAUUUCUAUUAAAAUAAUCAGAUCCAAAUAUACAGAGCUCAAAACUCUAGAUGGGAAUGGGCACUAACACAAUAUUUCCUCGUCGUGCACAUGUGUAUACACACCCUCCAGCCCUGCAAAAGUUACUUUGUCAAAACAGCACAUUUGGAGUUCUGCAGGUUUAGGGGAUGCGUCUGGGGAAUGAGGGGGAAUGGCCAAAGGAUGUCUCUGUGGAGCAUCAUCUGCUAGCAUUUGUUUCCAUGCUGUCAUACCUCCUCAAAGGAGGCGUAGAGGCCAAGGCUUAAUGUCUCAGCCCUCUAGAGAUGUUUUGAGAUCCACAGAAUAAUCUUGCAGUACUCAGGGCAUCCAUGAAUUUGGAAGGUCACAGCUCAUGCAAGUAAAUUAUUAAACAUGCAGCUUUUCUUUAUCUUUCUGUAAAGAUUUUUCACAUAAACCCCAUGUGUGGUUCCUGCAUUGACCCACUAAUGGCCCUAUAAUAUGGUCUACUUAUGCCAGGGCACCCACAUAAUGACUUAUGGGGUUAAUGGUCUGUUGGCUAAAUGAUCUGUUAAUUUUCAAGUUGUGAUUAUGAGCCCUGAUACAACAUGUAUCAGUAAUAUUGUGAUCUGACUUAAAUCAAUAAGAGAAAAUUUUGUAUGUAAAUCUAAAUACCCAAGUGAACUCCUGCUUUGGAUUCUAUUUUUUUUCUAUCAACACAAAAGCUGUGUCAGCCUGUUUUGCCUAUUCUCUUUGCUCUUUCUAUCUUAUAAUACCAAUGUAAUACUGCUAUGUUUCCUUGGACAUAAUGGUUAUGAAAGUUGCAUAUUAGUAGUUUAAGUUUGGAACUGGCUCCGCUGUAUAUUUAUUACAAUAUUUUGUUAGAAAUGUCUUAUCCUUUUCAGAAUAUUUUAUCUUGCAAUAAAGCAUUAGACAUGUUAUGUGUAA
Messenger RNA from Gopherus evgoodei (Goodes thornscrub tortoise), 2304 nucleotides. Its product is annotated as apoptogenic protein 1, mitochondrial. Lineage: Eukaryota; Metazoa; Chordata; Testudines; Testudinidae. Gene Ontology annotation, biological process: intrinsic apoptotic signaling pathway. The transcript has 5 exons. The coding region runs from base 84 to 566 and encodes 160 amino acids. The record is from RefSeq and is a predicted model, not a curated record. Gene Ontology annotation, cellular component: mitochondrion.